This is a messenger RNA of Chiloscyllium plagiosum (whitespotted bambooshark), 6586 nucleotides long. Its product is annotated as multiple C2 and transmembrane domain-containing protein 2-like. Gene Ontology annotation, molecular function: calcium ion binding. Lineage: Eukaryota; Metazoa; Chordata; Chondrichthyes; Orectolobiformes; Hemiscylliidae. Gene Ontology annotation, biological process: regulation of neurotransmitter secretion. Gene Ontology annotation, cellular component: synaptic vesicle membrane. The record is from RefSeq and is a predicted model, not a curated record.
GGGAGCGGUGUCAAUGUUAAGAUCUGUUAAAUAAUAAUUGUUUGGUGCAAAUCUAUUGAUAUUAAAUUAAAAAAUCUUGUCAACAAACUGAAAAGCCAAAUUAAUGAGGAUGCUGCAGGGUUUUUUUUUAGGUUAAAAAGAAAGCAUCUUUUAUAUUUCACUCUCUGGGUCCUGUGGACCCUGUUGUGAAAGGGAUCGUGAGGGCACAGGUCCACGUUUCUGACUGACACAGGCAUACAAGGGGAGAGAGAGUGCACACAUUACACCCACACUGGAGCCUGGCAGAGCUGAGCAUUUACAAUCGGCAGAAACAGAGGACCUCCCCUUUAAGGUCUGGAUGAGGAAGUGAGAGAGAGGGAGGCUUCCCCUGACUGAGGCUGGAGCGAGGGGGAAGAAGACACAGAGAAAAGGCACAGCUGGCAAGAGCCCUCAACACUAACGAGAUGGUCGCAGAAGGACGACCAGAAUUGUGCGCAUUACCCCAGGUGUGGCCUUAAAUGUGGCGUACAGCUAUAACAUGCUGUCCCAUAAUCAUGAACUCCGACCAGUGAAGAUAAUGGUGACAAACGCCUUCUUCAUCACCCUGUCUACUGAUGACGUCACUUUGUCUUUUGUAUCUUACUGAUGCUAGUCCUAUAGAGAUCCUGCAUAAACAAGAGGCUGAGGAGGCCGUCUCUGAGAGAGCAUCCAUCGAGGACUUGGCCGAGUGCUCAGCGACAUGGAGUCGCAGAAGGACAUUACCACGUGGGAAUCCUUCCGUGCCAAGACCAAGCCCUUCCUGCAGAACUUAAAGAAAGGCAAAAUGUUGAGCAAGAGGAAAGAAGGGAAGAAGAGGCACCUUCUGGACCAGCGGAUGAGCGUGUCAGAGCCAGACAUGGUGCAAGUGGGCAAGACGUACAGUGAGAGCUGCUCCCGCAUAAUUGUCAAGACCUCUGCCAUCAACUACUUCAGCAGCCCGUCCACCCCAGUUAAGAAACGGGAUCAGGUCAUGGUGCCUCAAAUUUCAGUCUCGCCAGGCCACCCUCAGAAACCGGAGAACUCGUGUCCUGAAAAGGAAGCUUGCACACCCACUACAUUACCUGAGUUAGUCAAGGAAUCCAGCAGCAAUAGCGCUGAAGACCUGGUGGAACGCAGCUUCUAUCUUGGAACGGAUGACAAAUAUGCGGAUGAUCUCAGUGAAAGCACUGACCUCGAAUCAUCGCAGAGUUCACAGUUCCUCGAACAGUCCUUCGAACAUGAAGAGCCAGGUCGAGAACCUUCUGCGUGUGGUUUGCCCUCGUACCUUCUGACCAUCCAGUUGAAAGAGGGACGGAAUCUGGUAAUCCGGGAUCGCUGUGGUACGAGUGAUCCUUAUGUCAAGUUUAAACUGGCUGGCAAAACGCUGUACAAGAGCAAGAUCAUGUACAAAAACUUAAACCCUCGAUGGGAUGAGACCUUUGUCAUACCAGUCAAGAACUUGAAUCAAAAGCUGUAUGUCAAGGUUUACGACCGAGAUUUGGCCACGGACGAUUUCAUGGGUUCUGCAUAUCUCAGUCUGAGCGAGCUUGAAGUGAACAGCACGGUACUAAAGCAAUUGCAGCUCGAUGAUCCAAAUAGCCUGGAGGAAGACAUGGGCGAGAUUAUCCUGGAGAUAAAACUUGCCAACAAACCGAGGGACGGCAUAAGAAAUGCCGGUCCAGUCAGGAAGAAGCGAGGGACGCAGACAAAGACUAGCCUCAUCCAGAAUAUCCGCCUGUCUGAUACCCUUCGGAAAAGCCAGUUGUGGGAUAGCAUUGUCACCAUCACUCUGUUUGAAGGAAAAGGGUUCAGAGAAGAUGCAGCAGAAGGAUGCUAUGUCAAAUUCAGGCUGGGAGAGGAGAAGUACAAAAGUAAGGUUCUAUACAAAUGCACAAAUCCUCAGUGGAGAGAGCGGUUUGAUUUUCACCUGUUCAAUGACAGGGCGAGUAUUUUGGAAGUUGAAGUCUGUGGGAAAGUCAACCAAAAACAGGAAGCAAGCUUUGGCAUGUGCAAAGUUAACCUUUUGACGUUCUCCAAGGGACAGGCAAACUGUAAGGAGCUGUCGCUGGAAAAUGGACAGGGUUCUGUGGUUUUGUUGAUCACAAUUAGAACGUGCAACGGGGUCUACAUCUCUGACCCCUGUGUCAGCCCACUGCAUGAUGAGACUGAGAGGCAGCAGAUUAUUCAGAGAUAUUGUUUGAGAAAUACCUUCCAGGAUAUAAGCGACAUUGGGUUCCUGCAAGUACAAGUGGUAAAAGCUAGUAACUUGGCAGCAGCAGACUUUGCAGGGAAAAGUGAUCCAUUCUGUGUUCUGGAGCUGGGCAAUGAUAAGCUACAAACUCACACUGUGUAUAAGAACCUCAAUCCUGCAUGGAACAAAGUCUUCUCGUUUAACAUUAGGGACAUCCAUGAUGUCCUUGAGGUGACAGUCUUUGAUGAGGAUGGAGACAAGCCACCAGACUUUCUGGGCAAAGUUGCAAUACCCUUGCUUUCCAUCAAGAACGGUCAAGAGACUGCCUAUUUUUUGAAGAACAGAAAGCUGGGCCGACCAGAGAAAGGAGUUCUUUACUUACAGAUGGAUAUUAUCUACAACCCGAUUAAAGCAAGUAUCCGGACAUUUAAACCCAAAGAACCAAGAAAUCAAGAAGAAAAUGCCAAAUUUUCCAGAAAGACAUUAACGAGGAAUGUUCGGCGUGUUCGGAAUAUCACCAGGGCGAUAUGGAAUACUUUGCAGUUCAUCCAGAGCUGCUUUGAAUGGCAUUCUCCCCAGAGAAGUUUAAUCGCCUUUCUGUUGUAUUUGGUGAUCGUCUGGACAUUUGAGAUCUACAUGAUCCCACUUGCCUUUUUGUUGCUUUUUGCCUGGAACUACAUUCAGAAAGCCAGAGGGAAAGUGGUCAGCCAGCACUACAUGGAGGAUUAUGACGUGGACAUUGAUGACGACGAUGAGGAGGAUGAAAAGGACUCUGAAAAAAAAGGCUUGAUAGGCAAGAUCCACAUGGUUCAAGACAUUGUUAUUACAGUCCAAAGUGUCCUGGACACAGCAGCAUCGUUUGGUGAAAGAAUCAAGAACACUUUCAACUGGUCAGUCCCGUUCCUUUCCAGACUUGCCUGUACUGUGCUUGCUGUCUGCACGCUCAUGUUAUACUUUGUCCCACUGAGGUAUAUCCUGCUGAUCUGGGGCAUACACAAAUUCACGAAGAAGCUAAGAAAUCCAUACGCCAUCGAUAAUAACGAGCUGCUUAACUUCCUCUCCAGAAUUCCAUCAGAUGUCCAAAAGGUGCAGCAUGCCGAGCUGAAAAUGAGCAAUGGCCUGACUCCUGUUAAGAAGAAAAAAGGCAAUUCAUAACUUGUGGAGUAAGAUGGAGGUGCUGAUACCUUGAUUGUUCGGCUGAGAGCUCCCACUUUGAACUGUCCACUGUCAAGCUUGUUGUCUGCGUGGGUCUGGAUGUCUAUCUUAUUCAGCCAAGAUCUAAAAAUGACUUUUGUUUCAUUCAGUGGAAAUAUGUGCAAUAUUUUGAGUUUGACAUAUGAUUUGAAUUUAAGAUAUUUGGGUCAAUUUGCGGUCUCUUACGCUAUUUUGCCUUCAGUGGGUAUUAUUUUGCCCCUUAUGUUCUGAAACCUUGGGAUCAGUAUGUGUUUAUGCUGCUUGUCAGUAUUCUGAUAGAGGGCCCACCUUUUGAUCACCCUGCAGAUUUUUUGUUCUGUGAACUCAGGUGAGUUCUUUAAAAGACGGCCUGACAUCAGUGCACCAGAUUCCAGCCCAGGUAGGGAAAGCAGCAACCUACCUCCCUCGUUGUGAACAUUUCAGGAAAAAAAGUCCGCAUUGUCCCUGUUUACUCUCUUGGUGUGACAUGAUUCUUUCUGAGUAAAUUUUAGACCAGUCUGUUUUUUUUUACCCCCUUUCUUCCAAACAGGCUAUCAGUUUGUUGAUCACCUGUUUUGUGCUGCUGCCAAAGACCAGUUUCACUCCCCGUUUGCUUUCCUGUUACUUUCCUGCCCCCAUUUCUUUUGCCUUAAUUCCUUUUGCUGCAUCUCUCCCUUUUAUCUCAAGUAUCAUGAACUAAGUUUUGGCCCCAUCGAUUCCACCUCGCAGUGAACAAAGCUUCAAUUUAGAAUGGACGCAAUGGUUGGACUUUCUCUUGCUUUGAAAUCUUCCUGCAUCUUUCGCUAUAUAAAAGACAAGGUAUCUUACUGCGCCAGAUUGGAAGCUGCCAGCGUGAUUUCAAUGGCAAUUCUGUGGGUUUGUGUCAAGUCUGGGACUCUUGCGUACUGGCUGUGGUCAGAUGGGAACCAUAGAUACACUAAUUUAUGCUGCUGCCAGUUUCAAGCCCUGCCUAUUUUUCCUUAUCUCCUCCUGCUCAUUUCUUUUUAACCAGUCCAUCCAGUGCAUUCCAUAGAUGAACUCGGAACGAUCCAUACCCCCAGAAGAUCACCACGCAUUCAGAGCCUGGACAGGAGAGCCAUUAGGAACGAAGUGUGGAAAUCAAUAACCAUGUUACAGAGGGGCAUUUGGAAAAGCACCAGCAAGGAGUUGGAACCACAGAUAUGUGGCACAGAAUCGCAACACACUAGUAUCUUCAGGCUUUGCUCAGCGCCAUGUGCAAUUCCGUCAGCUUCAAAAGUAACUCCAUUGUGUUGAAUUUUUUAAACAGCAGAGGAACAAAGAUGGAAUAUGAAGCAUUAGCAUUUUUUCUUCUUUGUUCAUAGGAUGUGGGCAUUACUGGCUGGGUGAGCAUUAAUUGUCUAUCCCUAAUACCCCAUAGGUCAGUUAGGAUUAAGCCACAUUUCUAUGGCCCUAGAGUCAUAUGUAGGCCAGACCAGGUAAGGAUGGCAGAUUUUCAUCCCCAAAGGACAUUAAUCAGGGGUUUUACAAGUGACAGUGGUUACCAUUAGGCUAUUUUUUAAUCCCAGAUUAUUUCAUUAAAUUUGUAUUUUGUCACUUGGCAUGAUGGGAUUCAGUGUCCCAAGAGCAUUAUCUUUGGGUUUUGGCUUAUUAGUCUGAAUUACUAAGACAUUACCACGAUGUCACUUGCAACUGUUUCUAAUUACAUUUUCUUAAAGCUGCUUAAACAGUUCUGUCCAGGAAUCUGCAGUUUGUUACAUUAGCAACUGUAUUGGGUAACUUAUCAAAAGCUUUGCAGUGCUUUAGUUUUCAAACACAGUACAAGAGCUCUGCAGAACCUUUGUGGGUGAAGUGUAUAGUUGGUCAUACUGAUGGCCGCCUUAACCAUUCACUUCCUCACUUUCUGAAUGAAUGAAUUCUGAAGCCAGGAGACUUACAGCUGUGAAUAGGAAUUGAGUUGCCAAGCGGCUGUUAACUAAUGAUUUACAAGCUAUUUAUUUGCAUUAUAAACAUUUUUUUGCUCUUGGUUACAAGACUGUUUGAAGUGUCUGAAGAAUGUUUGGUUAACAUAGACACCCUUAAGUAAGGUUCUUGGCUCCAGUUCUGUAAGGGAAAGGAAAGGUUUCCAAAUGGAAUGACAGAAAAAGAGUAGCAGAGAUGCUGUGGCUCUUUGUAUAGGUGUGUAUUUAAAAAGUCAACCUCCUCGCUCUCACUUUAAAAGGGCAGUAUGGAUUUGUUCCACACUCUGGUUUUAACUCCUCCUGCCUGGCAGGAACUGAUUGAGACAGUCUCACAAGGCUAGUAGUUGAAAUGAGGGCAGUCACUUUGCUUCUGUGACUGCUGUCUUCCCAUCAUGUCUCUAUAUUAGCCCUGCCUGGUAGAGGAACCAGGAGUCUUGCAAUGCACUUCAGGUCACAGUGCAGUCACCAUAGCAAAACAUUUGCCAUCUAUUAUCUAAAUGGCACUUCAGACUGUUCCCUAUGCCCAGUGUUUGUUAUCCAUAUAUUGACAGAAGAAACCCCAUUCCCUUUUCCAUUUUUGGAACUUGGUGGGGAAUUAAACUCGGACAAUAUAAGUGUUGAAACCUAGGAGUUACUAUUUCAAGAAGCUCAGAGUUUAUAGAGUGAUUAUCACAGAAAUGUUACAGUACAGCAUGAGGCGAUUCUGGUCCAUGUGUCUGUACUGAGUAUUUUAACUCAGUGCCAGCCUUCUGUCUUUUCCUUGAACACUGUUUCUGUGUAAAUAACCAUCUGAUGUCCUCUCGAGUGCCUCAGUUGAAUCUGUCUCCACUACAUUUGCAGGCAGUGCAUUCUGGACUGUAACUACUGGCUUUGAGAAAAAUGUUUUUCCUCACUCAGUCUUUUGGAAAACACUUUGAAACUGUGCUGUCUGGUCCUUGAGCGAUUUGCAAAUGAGAACGGUUUCUCCCUAUCCAGUCUAUCCAGUUUUCACCACAUAAUUUGUUUGAAAACAUCUAUCAAAUCUCUUAUCAGCAUUCUCCUCUCCAUGAAAAAUGCUCUCAACUUCUCCAAUUUUUCCUCAUAACUGAAGUUUUCCAUCGCUAGAACCACUCUUGUAAAACUUUAUAUUCUGUCAAUGAAUUCACAUUCUUCUGAUAGUGGGGACCCAAACUCUGCACAGUACUCUCUGUGAGGUCAUAGAGUCACAGAGAUGACCUGCAAGGAAACAGACCCUUCAGAUCAACUCGUCCAGGCCGACCAGAUAUUCUAAAUUAAUCUAGUCACA